Messenger RNA from Callorhinchus milii (elephant shark), 5782 nucleotides. RefSeq names its product integrin, alpha 2 (CD49B, alpha 2 subunit of VLA-2 receptor), tandem duplicate 2 (gene itga2.2). Gene Ontology annotation, cellular component: external side of plasma membrane; integrin complex. The transcript has 30 exons. Lineage: Eukaryota; Metazoa; Chordata; Chondrichthyes; Chimaeriformes; Callorhinchidae. Gene Ontology annotation, molecular function: integrin binding. The record is from RefSeq and is a predicted model, not a curated record. Bases 193 to 3756 code for a protein of 1187 amino acids. Gene Ontology annotation, biological process: cell adhesion mediated by integrin; integrin-mediated signaling pathway; cell-matrix adhesion.
CAGCAAAAGGUGAGGGUGGAGGCAGCAAAAGGUGAGGUGGAGGCAGCAAAAGGUGAGGUGGAGGCAGCAAAAGGUGAGGUGGAGGCAGCAGGAGGAACAUACAAAACCAGGACGUCAGAUUAUUUUCCUCUUGUGCUGUGAGAGACAGAGAGAGAGAGAGAUCUUUAAUCUGCUGGAGCUCACAUUGCAGCUAUGGGUCGCAACAGAAGAAUCGUUUGUUUCUUACUCCUCAUACACGGAACUCUUCUGCUUCAGCCAUCCCAGGCCUUUAAUGUCGAUGUGAAGGGAGCCCAGGUUUAUACUGGCCCAGCAGAUGGUCAGUUUGGUUACUCUAUUCAGCAGUUCUCAAACUCCAAAGGCCAGUGGUUGCUGGUUGGAUCACCAUGGAGUGGGGCUCCCCAGAACCGAAUAGGAGAUGUUUACAAAUGUCCUGUCACAGGAACCCAACAAACCUGUGACAAACUCAACCUGGGAGAUGUAAUGACUGUUCCAAAUGUGACAGAGGUCAAGCAGAACAUGAAUGUUGGUCUCACACUUCUCAGGAAUGAAAAGUCGGGUGGAUUUCUGACUUGUGGUCCUUUGUGGGCACAGAAGUGCGGGAGUCACUAUUACCCAGUUGGAAUGUGCUCUGAAAUCGAUUCAAGUUUCAAGCUGUCAAGAACCUUUUUGCCCGCUCUUCAAUCUUGUGGAUCCUUCAUUGACAUUGUGAUAGUGUUAGAUGGCUCCAACAGCAUCUGGCCUUGGGAUCCCGUCCAAAAUUUCCUUACAGAACUAGUGUCAAGCUUGGACAUUGGUCCUGGCAAAGCUCAGGUGGGAGUUGUGCAGUACGCUGAAACUGCAAGAUUUGAAUUCAAGCUAAGUGAUCACAAAACAAAAGCCGAAGCUGUAAAAGCUUCAGCUCGAGUGUCACAGAUGCUGGGAUCGGAAACAAAUACUGCCCAUGGGAUUCGCUUUGCAAGAAACCAGGCAUUCUCACUUGAUAAUGGUAGAAGAAAAGGAGCGACGAAGGUUUUGGUUGUUGUAACUGAUGGUGAAUCUCAUGAUAGUGGCAUUUUACCAAGUGAAAUUGCUGCAUGUGAGACGGAGCGAAUUAUCCGAUUUGGGAUUGCUGUGCUCGGGUAUUACAAUAGGGUGGGAAUAGACACAAGUAAUUUAAUCAAGGAGAUCAAGUCCAUAGCGAGUGAACCAAAAGAAAAGCACUUUUUCAACGUAUCUUCAGAAGGAGCUUUGCUAGAAAUAGCCAGUGCUCUCGGGGAACGGAUCUUCAGUAUUGAAGGAACCAGUAAUAAGAACGAAGAUACAUUUCUAUUGGAAAUGGCAGAAGUUGGAUUCAGUGCACACUAUACACCUAAACAGAGCCUCCUGAUACUGGGAGCAGUAGGAGCCUAUGACUGGAGUGGCACAAUUGUACAUCAGUCAUCUGACGAAACUACCAUCUUUACCAAAAAAAUAUUUGCAAGUGUUCUGCAAGACAGAAAUGACAGCUCAUACCUAGGUUACGCUUUGACAUCGCUGGUUUCAGCUGACUCUGUGUUUUAUGUUGCUGGAGCACCACGUUUCCAACACACGGGACAGAUAAUCGUUUACACAGUUGGCUCAAAUGGCGAGGUCACGAUUAAACAGAAACAGAAAGGAGAGCAGCUGGGGUCUUAUUUUGGCAGUGUCUUGUGCUCUGUGGAUGUUAACCGUGAUUCGUUGACAGACAUACUGUUGGUUGGUUCACCAACAUUCAUGGGUGAACAAAAAAAUGAAGAAGGAAGAGUUUAUAUGUUCUCCGUCAAUGAGGGAAUUCUGACUAAGCAAGGUGACCUGGAAGGCCCUACUAGAUCUGGGAACACUCGGUUUGGAGCCUCCAUUGCUGUCAUUUCUGACAUUAACCUGGAUGGUUACAAUGACAUAGCAGUAGGAGCACCGUUAGAAAAUGACAAUCGUGGAGCGGUUUAUAUAUACAGUGGACACAAAACCACAAUCCAGCCCAAAUCCACACAGAAAAUAUUAGCUUCAGAAGUUGACACAAACUUGAAAUAUUUUGGACUGUCCAUUGAUGGCCAAAUGGAUAUGGAUAGUGAUGGUAUUACAGAUCUCUCAGUUGGAUCUAUUGGAAGAGUUGUGCAGCUCUGGUCACGAAGCAUUGUAAAUGUAAGCGUUACAAUGGCAUUCACACCAGAAAAACUGUCUAUUUUUGACAAAAACUGCAUGGUCAAUGGAAAAAGUCAAAUUUGUGCUCGAUUCAAUGUGUGCUUCAAAGCUACAUUUAAACCAGAUACACGCGUCUCUUCAGUCAACAUUCGAUACAAAGCCACACUGGAUGGAGAUCUCCUGUCACUUCACGUGAUUUCACGAGGAUUAUUUGAAGAGAAUCAUGACCGAUUAAUACAAAAGGAUAUUACUCUUGACAGUGUUUCAAAGUGCGAUGAACACAAAUUUUAUGUGCAGGACACAAGAGAUAUUGUUAACCCAAUCGGUCUUCGUUUGGACCUCGCACUACAAAAUGUUGACAUUGGUCCUGUUCUUGAUGCCAACACACCAAGGUCCAGAGAAAGUUUUAUUCCAUUUUCAAAAGAAUGUGGCGAGGAUGAAGAAUGUAUAACAGACCUUGUGAUUAAAGCUCACCCAGCUAUUGCAUUGAGCAGUGACUCAUCUUACAUUGUUCAUAGCAAGAACAAGCAACUAACUAUUGAUGUAAAAGUAUCUAACAAGAAGGAGAAUGCAUACAACACCAAAGUAUUUGUUCAGUUUUCCAGCAACUUGUAUUUUGCAUCUUCUGUCUUGUUUGGUGCGACUGAAGUACUUUGUCGAAGUAUGGAAAAAACGUCAGUAACCUGUGAUGUAGGGCACCCAGUACUGAGGCAAGGAGCUGAGGUCUCUUUUCAGAUCAAUUUGGAUUUUAACCUCAAAGAACCAAAGAAAGAGGUUGUAUUGGACUUCAGUGUCGAAAGCGAAAGUGCAGAACAGCAAGCGACUAUGAAUGACAACAGAGCACAAGUUACUGCUAAUGUGCAGUAUGACAGUGAAAUUCUCUUCUUAAGGGACACCAACUUAAAUUUCUAUGAAAUUGACUCUGGCAAACAAGCUGUCACAACAAUAACUACCUUUGAUGACAUUGGUCCAGAAUACAUGAUUACACUCAAAGUUAACACUGGACAUUUCCCAAUCAAUGUUGCAACUGUUACUGUUGAAAUACCAGUGACAACCAAGGGCAACAAUCAUCUUCUGUAUCUUACGGAUGUAAAAACAAAUCAGGGAAGCAACUUAUUUUGCGAAGUGAAACUUGAUAGCCUGAAAAUAAAACAGCAACCUUACACUGCAACCUUUUCAGAAGAGAACCUUCGAAAUGUGAAAGAUCUGAACUGUGAAACAGCACAAUGUGAAAAGUUUAUGUGCUCUUUUAAUAACCUUGAACAGAAUAAGCAAUAUUCAAUUAAUAUCACAUCAAGGAUCUGGAGUGGCACAUUUCUAACUGCUUCCUUACAAUCGCUAACGCUCACUGCAAAUGCAGAAAUUCAAACAAACCAACCAUCCUUAUUGAUCAUCAGAAACAGCACUCUGACGAUUCCGAUUACAAUAACCAAUCCAGUUGGAAAAAAAGACAUUCCUACAGGAGUGAUUGUGGGAAGUACGAUCGGAGGAUUGCUUUUACUUGCAGUAUUGAUUGCUGUCUUGUGGAAACUUGGCUUCUUCAAAAGGAAAUACAACAAACUGAUAAAGGAUGAAGAGGAAAACGACAGCCUUACCAAUUCCCCCGAAGAAUCUUGAGCGUUGCCUGUCUUCACUGUGAAUGGGUGGCUCUUUGUUCUGUGGGACUACUUUAUGGAACGAAUUAUUGAACCUGCCUGGAAACAAAUGCUGGUACACUUACACAGUACCAAACACCAAACAGUGCUGUUAUAUCAGUGGGGUUGGGGAUGUAUUCAUUGUUUACAUUCCAGAAUGGUUAGUUUUGAUAAUGUGCAGGAGGCAUAAACUUGACAAAUGUAAUUUAAAUGUUCUAGAUUUCACAGGUACUUGAAUUGAGCAACACAUGAAAGGUUAAAAAAAAGUUGAAAUAUUUCAUUGAUUUUGAGAGCAAUAUUUUUCAUGGGUGAAAUGAUAUCAAUAGCUAUCUCACUUUUACUGCACACUGCAUUAACUAUCAGAGACAAAAAUUGAAACUUACAUUUUUGAAUGUUUCAAGUGCAAUUUAACACUGAGAAUAAUAAUCCUUGCAUUUCACGUCUUCAAGGCGUCUCAAAGCGGUUCACAGAAUAUACUGUAAAGUGAAUUGACUGGAUAUUUUGUUGACAAAAUAAUGUACUCUUUAGGCUGUGUGAAGUGUACAUAUUCUGCGUGCAAUAUGGCCAAGUAUUUUUGUUCAAGCAAAAACAUUAGCUCUGACCAAUGAUGGAAUAGCAGUCACAUGGAUACAAUGAACAGGCAAUAAUUUCACGCUAUAAAAGAUGCAACAUGUGGAAUUCUGCACCAUAAUGCAAGCUGCAUUGUGACCCUAGUCUUGGAUACCUGUAUUAAUUUAAUACUUAUUUCUGUAUAUUUUGUAAAUCAUAUAUCUUAUGGCUACAGUGGAAUCCUAUUAUUUCCUGACCUACUGAAAACAGAGUUCCAGUGUAAUCUGUCAAAUAACACAUUUGACUGCAGAUUAGAAUUUUUAACAUUAUUAUAGUUCCCUCAAAAACUGAUUCAGGUACAUCUUAUAAGGACUCUUGGCCCAAAUAGUAUCCAAGUAGCACCCUAUUCACACAGCCGAGAUGAAAAACUACAGCCACAGCAAGAAAUAAUUAAAACAACUUGCAUUUACAUAGCACCUUUCAAAUAGGGUAAUGUAGCAGAGCGCUUUACAGGGAUGGGAUUGGACACUGAGCAAGGGAGGGGGAGGUGGAAGUGGCCAUGGACACAUUCAGAAAUAGGACUUGAGGUGGAAUUUAAAGACACGGAGAGGCAAGUUUAGUGGUAGAGAGAGCGAGUUCCAGAGGUCAGUGGCAUAGAAACAGAGGGCUUGGCCGAUGGUGUCACAGAGUGAGUCAGAGACUUAGCUGAUUAGAGUGAAUGAGCAGAGAGGGGUGGGAGGAGAUUGGAGAUAAGGAGGUGCCAGUCAGUGAGCAGAUCUGUAGGUGAGGACGAUGACCUUGAAAUUGAUCCGCUGGGAAACUGGGUCAGUGGAGACGACACCAGUGUGUGUGUAAAGUUAUAGGGCUGGUGGUAUAACUGAUAUAAAAGUUUUUCUUUGUGCUAGAUUAAGAAAGGGUUGGGGUUUUGUACAGUUUGUCUAUGGGAAUAAUAUAGAUUUUAAAAAAUAGUUGUUUAGAAUUAAGAGUGCUCUUCAAUAAAAUAACUGGGGUUUUCAAGUCUGGUACUAACAUUUUUUUAUUAUUAUAAUGUGACACUUAGAUUGAAUUUUAUGUGCAGCAACAUUUCUGCCUUUUUUUCUGCAUUUGUCCUGAACGUACAGUGUGCUUAAAAAGUCACUGCCAAAUCCAUUGUGAACCCAAGUGUGUUGGAUGUUCAGGUUGUCUAGAUGAAUGCACUAUAAGGCAAGCUAUAGCGUACUGCUGAGGACUUUGCUAUUUGCACUGAUACAACUGUUUUGUUUAAUAAAAAAUUAUCUUGAGGAGUGUUUGUUGUCUGCAUCAAUGCUUUUAUUUAUUAGGUGGCUUUCUUGCCAAAACUUGUCUACUACUGUAUCUACAGUUCAAGGGAAUUUUGUCAUACAUUACCUCUUUCUUUUUUGUACUUAAUAUUGCAAUUGUGUGAUGAGGAUUUUUAUUAAAAUAAAAGUUAUGGACAAAGA